This is a messenger RNA of Penicillium manginii, 1632 nucleotides long. RefSeq lists its product as uncharacterized. The coding region runs from base 1 to 1632 and encodes 543 amino acids. The record is from RefSeq and is a predicted model, not a curated record. Lineage: Eukaryota; Fungi; Ascomycota; Eurotiomycetes; Eurotiales; Aspergillaceae. The transcript has a single exon.
AUGUCGAGAUAUCAAACGAGGUCGAUCGCCAGCGCCGGGAGUGAGUCGAUCGGCAGUCACGGUAGCCCUCGCCAACGAUCGACAUCCGCGCGCGAAGAACGCUCAGCUUCGAACCCUGCCUCUUUUUCGUUGGAAACGAACCAAUAUGAUACCGCCUUGCCCCCGAUCAACUUCCACCACGCCCCACUCGCACAUCGUCGUACCGGGAGUACAUUAAAAACCGUCAUGCGAAAGAUAUUCAACAGGAAAAGACAAAGCCAGGCCGAUGGUGUCGAGGAGAGCCCGGUCGAGUCCUACUUUUCGUCCUCUACUGGGCGUCAGUCAAAUCCGAUUGAGGGGAAAUCCUUCCUAGCCGUCCCUACACCUUCAGAAUCCAAGCGGAGUAGUCCACUGUCGGAGGAGAAUCUCAAUCUCGCAGAGAUUCACCUCUCUCCCUCCGCCUCGAGUCAUGACUGCCUGAGUUCAAGUGGAGUGGCUGGAGUGGCUGGACGGAGGCGGCGGGCGACUCUGCCCAGUGUGAUCUUUUCAGACGACGAGUCCCGUUAUGCAGUUGCUUCGGCUAUUUCAGACCCCCACGAGGACCGGCCACACAUGUCUGACCCCCAAUUAAGGCGCAGCAUUCUUCAAGAACGACGAAGAUCGAGAAGUACGGAUGCUUUGCGGGAAAUGGUUGUGGAGCGACCAAUGUCAGCUGCAGCUUUGCCGACUUGGACAACCUCACUGCCAACUCCCGCGCCGCAGGCUCGAACUUCCCCUCUUGAAGACAGUUCAGCGAGUGACCCCUCUGCUAGACCAUCUACCGGAACAACAGUGACUAGUGUCACUCGUGGAUCGGUCGCACCAUCCCUCAUCGAAUCCGAUCAACAUGCGGAUCAAAUGAGCCUUCCGCCCAACAUGAGCAGUCUGGUUCAUAGCAUGCAACAAGACGCCGGUUUGACUGUUGAGCAGCGCCUGAAUACUAUCGAGGUCAAGAUGAUCGACUUGGAAUUCGCUAUAGCUCGCAUGCAAAGUAGCUCAGCCAGUUCAAAUGAGAACCCGCACACAGAACGAUCAUCUCGACAGAAGCAAACCCCAUCUUCCGAUUCCCUGACACCUAAUAUGCGCACUAAGACCUCUGGAACGGCUAGAUCAGUCGACCGUGAUGAGUCCCCAAGUCCCCUGGCAGCUCUCCCAACGAUACGACCAUCAAGCACUAGCACUAUUCGCCCCGACACAAUGAACUCCCGCAUCCUGCGACCCGCUCCAUCCACAACAUCCCUCUCUGAUUUCAACGGUGUUUCUAUUGAGCAAUACAGCACAUUGGUUACACUUCUUCGUCGCGAACAAACAGCCCGAAGGAAUCUAGAAAGUCAAGUUGCCGGCCUACGCGAUGACCUGCGCCACAUCCAGCGCGCAGCACUGCACUCAAUGGAACUCGGCACAAUGUACCCAAUUCACAGCGUCGAUUCGCAGGAAUUCCUUCGGUUUCGUCGCGCCCUCGAUGACUCGGAUUCAUCGUCGCCUAUCCGGCCAGACGAAAAGCAUAGCAUUGCUUACGAUAAUGCCUCGGACUGGGAUCCCCAUGGACAUGCCGAUGAUCCGUUUUCGAAGUGGGAGCCUGGAAAACGACCAGUGGCCCCGUCCAUGAUUUAA